This is a messenger RNA of Oncorhynchus masou masou (cherry salmon), 1464 nucleotides long. Its product is annotated as ammonium transporter Rh type C 1. The transcript has 11 exons. Gene Ontology annotation, molecular function: ammonium channel activity. Lineage: Eukaryota; Metazoa; Chordata; Actinopteri; Salmoniformes; Salmonidae. The coding region runs from base 1 to 1464 and encodes 487 amino acids. Gene Ontology annotation, biological process: ammonium homeostasis; ammonium transmembrane transport. Gene Ontology annotation, cellular component: plasma membrane. The record is from RefSeq and is a predicted model, not a curated record.
AUGGGUUGUAGACAAAGCUUUAGGCAAUGCUGUGACCGGCCGAAAAAUACCAACGUCCGAUUUAGUCUUCCAGCAGUGUGUUUCGUAUGGCAAAUUGUCAUGAUCAUCUUAUUCGGCAUUUUUAUCCGUUAUGACCAAGAAUCCGACGCACAUUGGGCAGAGUAUAGAAAAUUUCAAAACAUUUCCAGUGACAUUGAGAACGACUUCUAUUUCAGAUACCCAAGUUUCCAGGACGUCCAUGUGAUGAUCUUUGUGGGCUUCGGUUUCCUUAUGACCUUCCUGAAGCGCUACAGCUUUAGCGCCGUGGGCUUCAACUUCCUCAUCGCUGCCUUCGGCCUUCAGUGGGCGCUGCUGAUGCAGGGCUGGUUCCAAUCUCUGGACCCCAUGGACGGAAAGAUCAAGAUCAGCAUGGAGAGUCUGAUCAAUGCAGAUUUCUGUGUAGCCAGCUGCCUAAUAGCGUAUGGGGCGGUGCUAGGCAAGUUGAGCCCAGUCCAGCUGAUGGUGAUGACACUGUUUGGAAUCACUCUGUAUGCUGUGGAUGAGUUCAUCAUCCUCAACCUCAUACAUGCCAGGGAUGCUGGCGGCUCCAUGGUGAUCCACACAUUCGGGGCUUAUUAUGGUCUGUCCAUCUCGUGGAUGCUGUACCGGCCCAACCUGGACCAGAGCAAGCGUCUGAAUGGCUCUGUCUACCACUCAGACGUCUUUGCUAUGAUCGGAACCCUGUUCCUGUGGAUGUUCUGGCCUAGUUUUAACUCAGCCAUCACGGACCACGGAGAUGGGCAACAUCGAGCAGCCAUCAACACCUACCUGGCCCUGGCCUCCACUGUCCUCACCACCGUAGCCAUCUCCAGUCUCUCCCAGAAGACUGGCAAGCUGGACAUGGUUCACAUCCAGAACUCCACGCUGGCAGGGGGUGUUGCCGUGGGUACGGCAGCAGAGUUCAUGCUCAUGCCUUAUGGGUCUCUGAUCAUAGGGUUCUGCUGUGGCAUCAUCUCCACCCUGGGCUACAUCUAUAUCACGCCGUUCAUGGAGAAGUAUCUGAAGAUCCAGGACACGUGUGGCAUCCACAACCUCCACGCCAUGCCUGGGGUCAUAGGGGGCAUUGUGGGCGCCGUCACUGCAGCAGCCGCCAGUGAAGGGGUCUAUGGCAAGGCGGGGUUGAUAAACACGUUUGACUUCACGGGGAAAUGGAAAGACAUGGUGCCGAGCCGGCAGGGAGGACACCAGGCAGCAGGGCUCUGUGUUGCCCUCUGCUUUGGAGUCGGAGGAGGAAUCAUUGUUGGCUGUAUCCUGAGGAUGCCUAUCUGGGGGGAUGCUCCUGAUGAUAACUGCUUUGACGAUGAACUCUACUGGGAGUUACCUGAGGAUGAAGAGAGCAUUCCACCUAAACUGGAGGACAACAACCACAUGCGGAACAGGGAUGUUACAGAAUCCCAUUUCUCUAUGGAACAGAGUCAGAACUGA